Micropterus salmoides (largemouth bass) is the source of this 5504-nucleotide messenger RNA. Its product is annotated as transient receptor potential cation channel subfamily M member 1-like. The record is from RefSeq and is a predicted model, not a curated record. Gene Ontology annotation, molecular function: calcium channel activity. Gene Ontology annotation, cellular component: membrane. NCBI's taxonomy places the organism in Eukaryota, Metazoa, Chordata, Actinopteri, Centrarchiformes, Centrarchidae. Gene Ontology annotation, biological process: protein tetramerization; calcium ion transport into cytosol.
UUCGGGUCCUCAGAGAGCAGUUGGGUCCUCAGAGAGCAGUCAGGUCCUCAGAGGGAAGCCGGGCCCUCAGAGAGAAGCCAGGUCCUCAGAGAGGAGUCGGGUCCCUGUAGUGACACGUCUGGAGGUUCAGAUUCAGAGAGCGUGGAUCGAGAGGACAUUCCAGAAGAGAGAAUGUGUCCAGAUUAUUCCCAGCAAAGACCCCAGCAGGUGCAGUUGUGGUCAGGUGGUGACGCAGCACACCUUUGUCCCUCCGGGGGCCAGAGAGGAGGGGGCCCCUUCGGUCCAGCUGGAGGUCCAACCAGCAGAGAGAUGGAGCGCACCGAAACACACCCAGACCUUUCCCACCGACGCCUACGGAGUCAUCGAGUUUCAGGGAGGAGGACACAUCAACAAGGCAUGUAUAUCCGGGUCUCCUACGACUCCAAACCGGACCACCUGCUGCACCUGAUGGUGAAGGACUGGCAGUUGGAGCUUCCCACGUUGCUGAUCUCCGUCCACGGAGGCCUUCAGAACUUCGACCUGCCUCCAAAACUGAAGCAGGUUUUUGGGAAGGGACUGAUCAAAGCAGCAGUGACCACCGGAGCCUGGAUCUUCACCGGGGGAGUCAGCACCGGAGUGAUCCGCCAUGUCGGCGACGCCCUGAAAGAUCAUUCUUCAAAGUCCAGAGGAAAAGUCUGCGCUAUCGGCAUCGCCCCAUGGGGCAUCAUCGAGAACAAGGAGGACCUCAUCGGCAGAGACGUGACCCGGCCCUAUCAGACCAUGUCCAACCCGCUCAGCAAGCUGUCAGUGCUGAACAGCAGCCACUCCCACUUCAUCCUGGCCGAUAACGGGACCAACGGGAAGUAUGGCGCCGAGGUCCGACUCCGCCGGCAGCUGGAGAAACACAUCGCUCUACAGAAGAUCAACACACGUCUGGGUCAGGGUGUCCCUGCAGUGUGUCUGAUCCUGGAGGGGGGUCCUAACAUCAUCUCCAUUGUGUUGGAGAGUCUGAAGGAGGAGCCUCCCGUCCCUGUCGUCAUCUGUGACGGCAGCGGUCGCGCUUCUGACAUCAUUUCCUUUGCACACAGAUACUGUGGGCAAGAUGGGUUGGUGAGUGACAGCGUCAGAGAUCAGCUGCUAGUCACCAUCCAGAAAACCUUCAACUACAGCCGCAGACAGGCGCAGCAGAUUUUCCUCAUGGUGAUGGAGUGCAUGAAGAAGAGGGCUCUGAUCACAGUGUUCAGGAUGGGCUCAGAGGGACAGCAGGACAUUGAGAUGUCCAUCCUCACAGCUCUGCUCAAAGGUACAAAUGCGUCAGCGUCCGAUCAACUGAGUCUGGCUCUGGCCUGGAACCGAGUGGACAUCGCUCGCAGUCAGAUCUUUGUGUAUGGACUCCACUGGCCUCCGGUGAGCGCUUCACCCACCGACAGGCCUAAAAGUCCGGCAGCUCAGCGAGCAACAGCACCAGGAGGAGGAGGAGCAGGGAAAGGGAAAGCAAGGGGGAAGAAAGGAAAAGGAGGCAAAACCAAACCUGAACCCCCCGAGGAGACCGACCCCCGGAAACUGGAGCUGCUCAACUGGGUGAACUCUCUGGAACAGGCUAUGAUGGACGCUCUGGUGUUGGACAGGGUGGACUUUGUCAAGCUUCUGAUUGAGAACGGCGUCAACAUCCAUCACUUCCUGACUAUCCCUCGUCUGGAGGAGCUGUACAACACGAAGUUGGGCCCGGCCAACACGCUGCACUUUGUGGUCAGAGACGUGAAAAAGGGGAAUCUCCCCCCAGACUACCAGAUCACUCUGAUCGAUAUCGGCCUGGUGCUGGAGUUCCUGAUGGGCGGAGCUUACCGCUGCAAAUACACCAGGAAGAGCUUCAGGGCGCUUUACAACAACCUGUACGGACUGAAACGACCGAAAGCUCUGAAACUUCUUGGGAUGGAGGACGACGAGCCCCGUCCGAAGGGUAAAGGAAAGAAGAACAAGAAGGAGGAGGAGGUGGACAUCGACGUGGAUGACCCCGAAGUCAGCAGGUUUCAGUACCCGUUCCACGAGCUGAUGGUGUGGGCCGUGCUGAUGAAGCGCCAGAAAAUGGCACUGUUCCUGUGGCAGCGGGGCGAGGAGGCCAUGGCCAAGGCUCUGGUGGCCUGUAAACUCUACAAGGCCAUGGCCCACGAGUCGUCCCAGAGCGAGCUGGUGGACGAUAUCUAUCAGGACCUGGAGAACAACUCCAAGGAGUUUGGUCAGCUGGCCUACGAGCUGCUGGAUCAGUCGUACAAACACGACGAGCAGGUGGCCAUGAAGCUGCUGACCUACGAGCUGAAGAACUGGAGCAACUCCACCUGUCUGAAGCUGGCUGUCGCAGCCAAACACCGAGACUUCAUCGCACACACCUGCAGCCAGAUGCUGCUAACGGACAUGUGGAUGGGCUGCCUGAGGAUGGGCAAGAGCAACAGCCUCAAGGUGAUUUUAGGGAUCGUUUUUCCUCCUGCGAUUCUCCUCCUGGACUUUCGUCUGGCAGAUGAAGCCUCGAAUCAUUUGUCCAAAGAGAACGACGACAGCAGAUCUAAAGACGACAACAAAUCCAGCAAGGUACCAAACAGCCAGAGCAGAGAGUGGUCAUUGGUUCAGAGCAGUCUGAGUGACUCAGAGUUUGUUUCAGGACGCCGUCUCAACAUUGACGCUACGUCGAAGAAAGGAGACGAAGAAGAAGAGCAGAAGAAACACCGGAGGACUCCCAUCGGGAGGAAGAUCUACGAGUUCUACAACACUCCCUUCACCAAGUUUUGGUUCAACACGAUCUCCUACCUGGUUUACCUGAUGUUGUAUAACUACAUCAUCCUGGUGAAGAUGGAGCGAUGGCCGUCUUUACAGGAGUGGAUCGUUAUCUCUUACAUCAUCACUCUGGGACUGGAGAAGGUCCGACAGAUCUUGAUGUCGGAGCCGGGGAAACUGAAGCAGAAGAUCAACGUUUGGUUGGAGGAUUACUGGAACAUCACCGACCUGGCGGCCAUCUCCGUCUUCCUGCUGGGUUUGCUGCUGCGGCUGCAGAGCGAGCCGUCCAUGGGCUACGGACGCGUCAUCUACUGCGUCGACAUCAUCUUCUGGUACAUCCGAGUCCUCGACAUCUUCGGAGUCAACAAGUACCUGGGACCCUACGUCAUGAUGAUCGGAAAAAUGAUGAUCGACAUGCUGUACUUCGUGGUCAUCAUGCUGGUGGUGUUGAUGAGUUUCGGCGUAGCUCGGCAGGCUAUCCUCCACCCGGACGAGGAGCCAACAUGGCGUCUGGCCCGAAACAUCUUCUACAUGCCGUACUGGAUGAUCUACGGAGAGGUGUUUGCAGACUCCAUAGACCUUUAUGCGAUGGAAAUCAAUCCACCGUGUGGAGACAACAUGUACGAUGAAGACGGGAAGAAGCUUCCUCCCUGUAUCCCUGGAGCCUGGCUCACUCCGGCCAUCAUGGCCUGUUACCUGCUGGUCGCCAACAUCCUGCUGGUCAACCUGCUCAUCGCCGUCUUCAACAACACCUUCUUCGAGGUGAAGUCCAUCUCUAACCAGGUGUGGAAGUUCCAGCGGUAUCAGCUGAUCAUGACCUUCCACGACCGUCCCAUCCUGCCUCCCCCCCUCAUCGUCUUCCCCCACAUCUACAUCGUCCUGAAGAGGCUGUGCUGCCGCUGCAGACGGAGGCCGGAGGGAGAUCGCGACGACCAGGAGAGACGACUCCAGCUGGUGCUGAGUGCAGAUGAACUGAAGAGUCUGCAUGAGUUUGAGGAGCAGUGUGUGGAGGAAUACUUCAGAGAGAAAGACGACGAAAAACAGUCGUCCAACAACGAGAGAAUCAGAGUCACAUCUGAGAGGGUGGAGAACAUGUUCAUGCGUCUGGAGGAGGUGAAUGAGAGGGAGCACUCGAUGAAGGCAUCCCUGCAGACAGUGGACCUCCGUCUGGCUCAGCUGGAGGAGUUCUCCAGCCGAAUGAUGAACGCGCUGGAGAAGCUGGCGGGCGUCGACCGGGCCGAGCUCGUCCGCAGUCAUUCCAGAGGAUCGUCCUUCUGCGAGCCAGCCGCUUUGCUGCGACAAUGCAGCAUCAACAGCGGAGACGGAUACAGUCUGUACCGAUACCAGCUGGAGCAUGAUGACAGGAUCACUGUGUCCGGAGACAUGGACGGAAAUGACAGGAGGGUCCAACUGAGUCCAGAGAGACAAGAAAGGACCACGGAGCAAGGACCCACAACAGGUGAUGUAAAGGAGUUCGGGUCGACUCUGGAUGUGAGAGGACUGAAGGGCAGGACUCAGUCUCAGUCAAACGUUGACAUCCUGAUCUCCCCCUGCGACCCCAACCGCAGACCCCCCCACACCUGUCCUGCUUCACCGCAGUCUGAGCAGACAGAAGCUAACAUGGAGAAACCAGCAGAGAAAACCCGACUAGAGGCAGCAGCAUCCUUCCCUCUGGAGAGGUCAAAGGUCACACAGUAUUUAUCCUCUCCAACACUCAGUGGAUCUCUCUCCUCCACCAAGUCCAUCAGCAGCAUCGUCUACAGCCCUGCCCAUCAGGACCAGGGAGAUGCUACCAGUUUGAACCCCCCCUGGCUCACAGCAGGCCUCCAGAUCUCCCAGCAUGCCUCACUGGGGAGUCCACCCCUCCCCCAGAGUGGAGGCGAUGAAUCCAAACAGGAAGUGGAGGACAGAACGUCCCGGCCGUCCGAAGAGUUGCAGGGGGGUGAAAUGGUGGGCAGUAAGCAUGGUAACGGAGGGGAGGAGGGGCCGUCAGAGGAGCUUCUGCUGGGGGAGGACAGGAUGUACCCAACGCUGCGGUCCAAGAGUAUGAACACCAACCUGAGGAAGACCAGGACGAAGAGGAAGGAGAACGAGGAGAUGCCUCGUUCGACCGGCAGCGUCAGAGACCUGGUGUCAGCAUUCAGGGGCGGGGUGGUGGGGCCACGAUCCAGCUCCAGGUCCAGAGACUCUGACUACUGAUCCCGAAGGACUGAGGGCUCCUUCAGGGUCUGGAUAAUAAGAACUGAAAUGGAAUUCAUCGUGGAAGAUUUCAGUAAAAGUGUCAGAACCAAAAUGGAAAGUAAAAGUAGGGAUUAUUUUCAUUAUCGAUAAAAGGGCUCAUGUUUGCUUUUCUUGUUUUCUGUCAUAUAAUGAUAGAAACUUGUAACUUCUGGGGGUAGCACAGGCCAAAACCACCACAAAGAGACUCAACAGGACUUUAGUUUUAGGUCUUGCUCCUUUGUAGGAAGCCUGGGGGGCUUUUACCUGUCUGUUUCCAUGACUGUAGGAUAUUAGUUAGUAAAUAUCAGCUUUUUAUUGAUUUUAUUUUAUAACAGAAUAUUUUAAGUUGUUUAUUUGGCAUGCAUCUAUUGCACUGAAUAAACAAUGUAAAGAUCAAUAAUGUACAGUUAAAGAUCAAAUACAUUAUGUAUAAAAAGCUUGAUAUGAAUGUGUCACAGCUGAGAUGUUCAGUCUGAGAAAAAACAAAGAUUAAAGGGAAUGAAAUAUACCUCUGUAAAUAAAAACGGAACCAUCAC